CCCCAUACCGACACAAUGGCCGCCACUAUUUCGCACGACCUUGCCUGGACAGUGACCAAGGGCCACAGCGCCACCCUCGUCAAGAGGGCCAACGGCGUCCAGUUCUCCCGCGACCCGCUGAACCUGAGGAACGUCUACAGCCGCAAGAACGAGGGCCAGAUCGCCAACAAGGCCAUCGGUGUCAUCUCCUCUGAGAACGGCGGCGUCACUCUCGUCGUCAAGAAGGCCGACAAGCACCACCAGCCCGCUACCUCCACCCAGACCACCACCUUCGGCGCCUCCAAGGGCUCGCGCAAGCUCUACUCCGCCAUCGUCAACAGCACCACCAAGCGCAACUACCGCCCCGACCUCCGCAAGGACGCCGUUGCCCGCGCCUCCGCCAUCCGCAAGGCCGGCAAGCCCGUCAAGGCUUCCCCCGCCCAGAAGCUGAGGGGCAAGAAGGCACAGAAGGCCGCCGAGGCCAGCGCAUAAACUAUUCAAUCAGAAUGAUGAAUAGUUGAGCGUUUGCGCGCACGAGGGAUAGAGGAGUUCGCUGCUUUUGGGGAAUGGAUCGCAUGGAAUGGGAUGCAUGAACGAAGUUUACGAGCUAGGUCAACACGGAUGUAGUGGAUGAUCGGCCGGGAAUGAAAUGCUUCGAAACCCACAUACUGUCCGGGCACUGCAAGUGAAAAAGCCCCAAGGCACGACUGAUAGCAGUGCAGGUCUCACUCACGUCCAAAGGACAAGAAGAGUUGUUUCGAGUAACUUUGGCGACACACCGAAAAGGAUAACCGAUAGUAUCUACUCUUCCUCAGCAUUUGAAAUCAACUGCAGCUUGGAGAGACCUCAAGCCCGUGUCGAGAUGCUUUCCAUCCUCACCGCUACGUCGAUCGCCUUCAUCCAAAUCACUCCAAAUCAGCCAGCAACGCCCCGAAGCCAUUGUUCUUGCAAGGGGCCCAACCUGUAAGGAAG
Messenger RNA from Macroventuria anomochaeta, 951 nucleotides. Its product is annotated as ribosomal protein L28e. Gene Ontology annotation, molecular function: structural constituent of ribosome. Gene Ontology annotation, cellular component: ribosome; cytosolic large ribosomal subunit. The coding region runs from base 16 to 471 and encodes 151 amino acids. The record is from RefSeq and is a predicted model, not a curated record. Lineage: Eukaryota; Fungi; Ascomycota; Dothideomycetes; Pleosporales; Didymellaceae. Gene Ontology annotation, biological process: translation. The transcript has 3 exons.